Molecule: messenger RNA, 3419 nt
Organism: Bombyx mandarina (wild silkworm)
Lineage: Eukaryota; Metazoa; Arthropoda; Insecta; Lepidoptera; Bombycidae
Gene: Pat1
Product: Protein interacting with APP tail-1
Biological process (GO): proteasome-mediated ubiquitin-dependent protein catabolic process; intracellular protein transport
Cellular component (GO): Cul2-RING ubiquitin ligase complex
Molecular function (GO): ubiquitin-like ligase-substrate adaptor activity; protein binding
Source: RefSeq, a predicted model, not a curated record
AUAUUCGUUGGCGAAAUGAAGCGAGUUUUGUGGUACAUCGCCAAGAUGGCUGACGCGUCGCCGCCGUUACCUGCGAAGAAAAUACCCGAAAAUUUAUACGAACUGUGCCUGACGAAUUUAGUGAAUUUUUGGUACAAAUCAAAGUGUUACAAAAAGGUCUUGCGUUUACUUCCAGAUACAGUGGUCAUGGACGUUUAUUACAAGAUGCUGCAGGAGAAGAAGUUGUGUAUUUUACACACGGAGCUAUCAGAGUUGGAUGUCUUCGAGAGGCUGUUGCGGUUCGCAGGUUGCCAGCUGAAACUCCUCGAGUGCUUCCAGGCAGUCAUAGAACACUGUUCGAAGCUGUCAACCGAACUAGCGACCGCUUACGUUGAGAAGUGCAAUGCGAACGUCAGAUCUAGGAACUCUCUGAUACAGCUCGGGUUGAGGCUCGGUGGAUUCUUGAACGAAGCCGGGUGGUACGCGGACGCGCAGACCGUCCUCCUCAAGUGCAGGAGCCUCUGUCAGGCACAGCCGCAGUCGACGUACUACAAAAGACUGACCCUCGAAUGUUGUCAUAGAUUAUUGAACACACAAUCAGCGUAUUGCUGUUUCCCCGCCGCGGCCGAGACGUACUCGCUGGCCUUAAAGCUAUUGGGCAUCACUGAAGACGUCGCCGAGCUUCCCGAAUGCUCAUUCAGUGUGGCGGAAACUUGCGACGUAGCCUCGCAGACUGACGGCGACAUCACGAAUCCAUGCGAGAGGGAGGGGGAGAUAUCGGAGGAGUGCUGCAGAUGCGGCAGCACCGGCACGUGGGGCUCCAGCAGUCUGCUGGCGCGGCUGUGCAAGGAGUUCAGCUCGCUGUUCUUCGUCCGCUGCGAUUACGGAGCCGCCUACAUGUGGAGCAUGAGGGCGCUCAAGCUCCUCACUCCGCACACGCCCGUCAAGAUCACGAUCGAGGUGCUGCGCGCGUGCGGCAAGGCGUGCGUGGUGAAGCGGCGGUUCCGCGGCGCCGGCCUGCUCGUGCGCCACGCCGCCGCGCUCGCCCGCGCCGCCUACGGGCCGCGCCACCCGCGACACGCCGCCGCGCUGCUCGACCUGGGCUUCUACCUGCUCAACGUCGACUGCGUGCUGCACAGCGUCGCCGUGUACGAGGAGGCGCUGGCCGCGCUGAGCGCCGCGUUCGGCCGCCACAGUCUGCACGUGGCCACCGCGCAGGAGGACCUCGCCUACGCGCUCUACGUGCUGGAGUACUCCUCGGGACGCUUCUACAAGGCGAGGGAGCACGCCGAGAGGGCCAUUAGGAUCAUACAGAACCUGGUGCCCCCUGACCACUUGCUCCUGGCGUCAGCGAAACGCGUCAAGGCUCUCAUACUGGAGGAGAUAGCCCUGGACACGCCCGCGCGCCAGGACAUGAGCGAGCCGAGUCUGCUGGAGGAGUCGGAGGCGCUGCACAAGGCCGCGCUGGAGCUGUCCAUGCUGGCGUUCGGCGAGAAGAACGUGCAGACCGCGAAGCACUACGGGAACCUGGGCCGACUCUACCAGAGCAUGCACAAGUUCCACGACGCGGAGACGAUGCACCUGAAGGCGAUAGCGAUAAAGGAGGAGCUGCUGGGCCCCGAGGACUACGAGGUGGGGCUCAGCAUCGGCCACCUCGCCUCGCUCUACAACUACCACAUGAACAUGCACCGCGCCGCAGAGAAGCUCUACCUGCGCUCCAUACACAUAAGCGUGAAGUUGUUCGGCGAGCGCUACUCGGGGCUGGAGUACGACUACCGCGGGCUGGUGCACGUCUGCACGCAGCUCAAGCGGCACGACGCCGCCGCACACUACGCGCGCGUGCUGCAGCGCUGGCAACAACUUCGUGAGAAAUCUAAAGCGGAGCAACAGCCGGCCCUCGGCGACGAGGAAGUGCUGUCAUUAGAAGAACUACAAGCGAAACUGUUCGCGCCCAACGACUGAACAACAUCCCGAGCGAUGUUAAGUGAUCGUACUGUAAUAAGAACCCGUAGUGCUGUGAACUCUACAGAGUGUAGACGGAUUGCUUCCGAAAUCGAAAUUGUUAUUAUGUUACCGCCGCGACCCGUAUUAAUUAAUGAUUUUGUGAAAUUGCAACAAACACGGGACAAGACUUGGGGUCAAUGAUCGCACUCACGCGCUAACAGUUCAUCGACCCCUUAAAUCGCAGCAUUCUUAUUUGUCAUACACUGCGUCACUAAAAUAUAGUUCCGUUCCAUCGUUUUUGGAAGCGAUCUUUAUAUGCCCUGUAUAUAUUUUAGGAUAUAUUUAAAAAAAAUUAGAGAAAAAUGUAAAUUACUUACGAAAAUACAAAAAAAACAUGUUUUGUAAGGGAACCCUUGAAUACACGAAACCGAUAUAUCAAUACUAUACUGCGUCUAAACUUGUCGCUACACUUCAAGAUCCCAUGUGUAGCGUGCAAAACUCUCAGGUCAACGACCCAUCGCUCUCAGCGUCGGAAAUGUACAAAAAAUGUCGAUAUUUUAAUUAAGUUUGUUAAUAACUACAUCGGAUUACAAAUUUUAUCGCUUCCAUGGGUUGACGAGCACGUAACCGCUCUCUUGUCGAAAAUUGGUCACUGCCGUCCAUGGACAACAGUAAAGCUAAAUCUAAGCACUCCUUAAGCCUCGUUAUGUAAUGUACGAACUCUCCAGAAAAAUCCCAGAGGAGUUUAAUCAUUUCAUUUUAUCUAGUACAUUUUCGAGAAUGGUUCCCUUACAUAGAUCAGAUAUAGAUUAGUAAAACAUGUACUGACGUUGCAGAUACAGCUAGGACAUAAUGAAUUUGUAAACUCAUGUUUUUUAACAGACUAGAUUUAAUUAUUAUUUUGUAAAUAAAAACUAUAAUAUUUAUUUGCUGUAUUUCAGUUUAAAAAGUUCCACUAUAUGACCGCUUAAGGUAAAACGAUGUUUAGAACAUUUUAAUUGGGUUUGUGUUGUCAGAAUGCUUUCAUUAAGUAAAAAAAAAGCUAAAAGGAUCAUGCAUCAAGGAAAAUAAAUUUUGUUUAUUUGAAUGACUCAUUAAAAAUUUUUAUUUGACUAAAAAUCUAUUAUGAUCUCUAAUAAUACCCAAUCUAAUCGUAGUGCAAUUAUUAAUUUACUGUAUAUAUUAUUUUUCGAUUAAAUACGCUAAUAAUAAUAAAAUAAAAUAGAACCUAAAACAAUUCACCUCGUUAUUGAUAAUGUAAACACAUCUUUUAUACAAACAAAACUAAUUUAUAAGAUUUUUAGUCACGAUUUGUAUGUCACAGUGAGGGUUUUUAAAUGAAAUAAUAAACACCUGAAAUAUUGUACACAGCUAUUUAUUAAAUAGUAAAUAUUUUUAUAAACUUUUAAAGCUUAACUGAAUACUAAAAACACGGACCUCACAAAAUAUGAUUCGGAAUGCAAAAACACGCGAUAAAAUAUUAAAUUGACAACAAU